Molecule: messenger RNA, 1350 nt
Organism: Polistes dominula (European paper wasp)
Lineage: Eukaryota; Metazoa; Arthropoda; Insecta; Hymenoptera; Vespidae
Source: RefSeq, a predicted model, not a curated record
CCUAUCCGUACACUGGCUCCGUUGCCUCGCCAUCUACCGGUUCGUUGCUUGAACCACUUAUUUCUUAAGGACCGUGCGUCUAGACUUUUACGCCAACUAGUGGCAAGUAUCCAAAGCAGUUGGGAUCAUGUAUUUAACGUAAACAUACGUGAUUUACUUUAAAAUAAUUAUAAAUAAAAUAUAUUUAAUUUUUUUAAUAAUGCCAGCUUCGUGACAAAAUUGUUGUGUUCUUGGAUGUAAUAAUAUAUCACGUCGAGAACGUGGAUUCGGUGUGAAAGUGAAAUUUUAUAAAUUUCCAGAGAGCGUGUUAGGUAGGAACCUCAUGGAAAAUAGUAAAACGUAAACAGUGGAUGAAUGCUGUGAAAAAUUACGUAAAAAAUCCAAAAGCCUGGGUACCAAAUAAAUAUACGAGGAUUUGUAGUACGCAUUUUGUAAAUAAUGAAAAAUCAGAGCAUCCGUUACAUCCAUCUUAUGUUCCUUCGAUUUUUCCUGGUCGUGAAAAUAUAAAAAGAAACAUUCAAUCCUUAGAACGUUUCCAACGCGUCAGAAAUCGUGAAAGAAACACAGUCCACAUCAAUAAAUGUGUUGUAAGUGAAAAAAAUAGAAAUAACAUGAACAUUGAAAAUACGAUAGAUACAGUAAUGGAACAAGGUGAUGAAGAACAUGCAAGUAGUGUUGAAGAACAUCAGAUUGAUAUUCAUGUUGAAACUGUUACGGUGAAGCUUGUGCAACGGAGCAUAAGUUGUCAAACGGAGAUAGUCACAGACGGAGCUUAUGAAGAUUUGACAUAUUUUUUUUGUAAUCUCAACUAUCAUAACGAUUUAAGCACGGCCGCAGUACAGGUAAAUAUUCCAAUAAGAAAAACACAAAAUAAAAUUUGUGAAGCUAAAAUACCAAUUGUAAAAAAUGUUCAAGAUUCGAGUUGUGAUCCAAUAAAUAUAGAUCUUGUCAUGACAGUUCUAAUGUUAUUCGUUUUUUCAACAACACCGUACACAUGCUUUGAUUUGAAUAAUUUUUUGCCUUUCUCAUCGUUUUGGUCAUGUAUAAUAUUAUUAACUACAGGUUGAAAUCCAUAUUUUAUUGUUUUUUCCAUUGUUAAAACUUUUUUUAAUGUUAUUAAAUUUUUGUUUUGAUCUCACUAUGUUCACCAAUGAAACACAAGAGAGCGUUCACUCCGACAGUAAUGCUGCCUCUAUAUUUCACGCACGAUCUCUAUUCUAAAUAAGUUUUCACUUCAAAAAGAAGCCGAUGUUAUCGAAGAAAAAUAUAAAGCUCCCUUUGGAAUGUGCCAAAAAAUAUCAAAACUGGACAACUUCUGGAUGGAAACGGGCUAUUUGGUCCACAGAUAAG